AUGGACACUCCCCAGCAAUGGGCAGACAAGUCAUCCGAAAAGGAGAAAGAAACUUUCGUUUCCCCACUCGGUUUCCAACUCCCUGUACAGGACUCGGACUACUCCUUUCCCUCGAAGCACCAGCUCCCCAGGUAUGAGCCUGAUGAACCACACACCGCUCUCCCCCCGAGUUAUAGCAAUAGCGAGAAACUGUUUGUCUACCCAACGCCAGCACCGAGUUCUGUCCCACCAAGCUCCGCCUUCUUCCCGAGCCCAGAACCGUCUACCACGAGCUCCGUUCCUUCCCCAACGACAGCGACGGCGCUGCUCCCCCCUGCCCCUAUCUCGCAGCAAGCACCGCACGCGCUACACAUCCCCAUCCCCAUCCCCUCCCGCUCCGUCUCCCCAGCACCAGAAUCAUCCCGCUCACUCAGCGCCAUCAUAGCAGAAAAGUACAGGCCUCCCACCACGCUCGCCCGCUCGCUCGACACGCCCGCCGCCUGGCUCGCUCUCUAUUUCGCGUUCAACCUCGGCUUGACGCUGUACAACAAAGGCGUGCUCGUCAAGUUCCCUUUUCCGUACACGCUUACCGCUGUCCACGCGCUCUGUGGAAGUAUCGGCUGCUGGAUCGCUCUAGAACUAGGGUACUUCAAGCCCCAGCCAUUGACCCGAGCGGAAACGCUCACCCUGGGCGCAUUCAGCAUCCUCUACACAGUCAACAUCGCCGUGUCCAACAUCUCCCUCCAGCUAGUAACAGUCCCAUUCCAUCAAGUCGUCCGCGCCGCAACUCCAUUAUUCACCAUCGCGCUGGCGGCAACGCUCCUCCCUUCGCGCGGCCCGCCAAGUCAGCUCAAGCUCCUCUCCCUCCUACCGGUCGUCGCAGGCGUAGGGUUCGCAACCUACGGAGACUACUACUUCACCACCUGGGGCCUGGUACUCACACUCCUAGGCACCUUCCUAGCAGCGUCCAAACUCUCCCCUCCCCUCUCCCUCUCCCUGUCGAGCUUCAGAGCACCCCAGCUUCACCCGCUUGACCUCUUGCUACGUAUGUCGCCCCUAGCCUUUGUCCAGUGUGUACUGUACGCCUACACAUCUGGAGAACUGGAACGAGUCCGUGUAUUCGGAGCGACGGAGAUGACCCGCCCACGCGCCCUUGCACUCCUAUUCAACGGGAUCAUAGCUUUCGGCUUAAACGUCGUCAGCUUCACAGCCAACAAACGCACUGGGCCUUUAACGAUGACAGUCGCUGCGAACGUUAAGCAAGUGCUGACGAUCGUUUUGGCGGUGCUGAUAUUUGAUCUGACUAUUACGCCUAUGAACCUUUUGGGGAUUGGACUGACGUUGGCGGGGGGGGGGUGGUAUGGCGCUAUUGAGUAUGGGGAGAAGAGGAGGAAGAGUAGGGGAUGA
Molecule: messenger RNA, 1386 nt
Organism: Dacryopinax primogenitus
Lineage: Eukaryota; Fungi; Basidiomycota; Dacrymycetes; Dacrymycetales; Dacrymycetaceae
Product: TPT-domain-containing protein
Exons: 2
Coding region: 1-1386 (461 amino acids)
Cellular component (GO): Golgi apparatus
Molecular function (GO): antiporter activity
Source: RefSeq, a predicted model, not a curated record